CACAAAAUUCACAUAAGCUAGCGAAUAAAAAAUAAAAAUGACAAAAAUAAUUUAGAAAAAAAGCUUGGUGGUCCGCAUGAAACGGAAAAGAGCCAAUGUGACGGUGUCUUUAUUUUCUUCUUUUCCAUAAAAAUAAUGUCGACAAUCCCGAGUGUCAAGAAGCUUAACCAAACUGUUGUUAAUCGGAUAGCAGCGGGGGAGGUUAUUCAACGCCCUGCCAAUGCAGUCAAGGAACUACUGGAAAACUCCAUUGACGCAGGCUCGACACGAAUUGAAAUACUUGUAAAAGAAGGAGGACUUAAACUUUUACAAAUUCAAGACAAUGGUCAUGGCAUUCGAAAAGAAGACAUGGACAUUGUCUGUGAACGUUUCACCACCAGUAAACUCGCUUCCUUUUCGGACCUGUCAAGUAUUGCCACACAUGGUUUCCGUGGUGAAGCUUUAGCCAGUAUCUCCCACGUUGCCCAUGUCACCAUUACCACGAAGACAAACUCUUCCCCAUGUGCGUACCGUGCUCUUUAUGCCGAUGGUAAGCUCGUACCUGCUAAACCAGGCCAAAGCUCAGAUCCUAAACCUUGCGCCGGAAACAAUGGUACUCAAAUCACGGCCGAGGACUUGUUUUUCAAUACCCCUUCCAGAUUAAAGGCUCUUAAAUCUCCCAGUAAUGAAUAUAACCGUAUCUUGGAUAUCGUCACACGCUAUGCUGUGCAUAAUUCGGGUAUCAGUUUUACAUGUAUCAAGCAAGGUGCAAAAUCCUCUGAUAUUCAAACAUCUAUGGAUGCAAGCAGAAUCGAUACUAUACGACGUCUUUACGGUGCUGUUGCUUCUGAACUUUUACCCAUUGAGAAAUCCUUUGAUGACCUCGGUUUUAAAGCAAACGGUCUUAUCUCCAACGCAAAUUACAAUAUGAAGUCCAUGACUCUUUUACUAUUUAUCAAUCAUCGAGCGGUGGAGAGUUCAGCUAUAAAACGAGCUAUUCAAACUGUAUAUGCUUCUUUAUUGCCAAAAGAUGCUCAUCCUUUUAUUUACCUUAGUCUCGAGAUUGAUCCCAAGAACGUUGACGUCAAUGUACAUCCGACCAAAAAUGAAGUGCAUUUCUUGGACCAAGAUCGUAUCAUUAACACUCUAAUCGAUGCUUUUCAAACUGCCUUGGAAGAUGCCAAUCAUUCUAGAACUUUUUAUGUGCAGACCACUCUUCCAGGGGCGAGUGGCCCCUCAGAACAAGUUGUAGAUGAGGAGGAUAAACAGGUGACAGGUAAUAAACCUGUAGGAAACAAGCCUGUAGCAGAAUAUCGAUAUGUUAGAACGGAUAGUACAGCAACGACAUUGGACGCAUUUUUGAAAAAACCAUCAAAUGAUGACAUGGAUGUGGAUGUGGAUGAGGGCAGGGUGCAUGUGAAUUUAGGUAGCAUACACACAUUACGUAAAGCCAUUGCCAAAGAGGAAAAUCAGGAGUUGACAUAUGUGUUCCAUCAUCACACAUUUAUUAGUUGUGUAGAUGAUACAUUUGCCUUGAUCCAACAUGAACAAAAUAUUUACAUGGUGAAUUAUAAUGUGGCCAGUGAAGAGUUAUUUUAUCAAGUGAUCAUGGGACAGUUUCAGAAUAUGGGAAAAAUAGAACUUAAUCCCACGUCGAUUAAAGAACUCAUCUUGAUUGCAAUCACGCUGGAGGAAGCAAAAGGAAAUUUACCGAAUGACAUCAAAAGUCCAGAUGACAUUGCCGAGUCUAUUUCAGAAUUGAUUAUAUCAAAAAGAGAUAUGCUGAAGGAAUACUUUUCAUUGGAGAUAACAGAGGAAGGCAAUCUUAUCGUAUUACCGAUGGUGAUUCGAGAUUACGUGCCAUGCAUGGAUAAAUUACCGCUCUUAUUUUUAAGAUUAGGAACAGAAGUGGAUUGGGAGACUGAGAUCGGUUGCUUUGACUCAUUGUCUCGAGAAUUGGCCAUGUUUUAUAGUUUAGAUGCUCCCCUGAACAAAUCAAAUAAGGACGAAUACCGGUGGAAAGUACAGCAUUUAGUCUUUCCAGCCUUCAAGACUCAUUUUGCUGCUCCCAUCAAAUUAAAACCUUAUGUCACACAAGUCGCUAAUUUAACAGAUCUUUACAAGAUCUUUGAAAGAUGUUAAGAAUUAGAAUAAACCCUUUAUUAUUAUCAU
This is a messenger RNA of Mucor mucedo, 2151 nucleotides long. Its product is annotated as histidine kinase-like ATPase. Bases 136 to 2121 code for a protein of 661 amino acids. Gene Ontology annotation, molecular function: ATP binding; ATP hydrolysis activity; mismatched DNA binding. The record is from RefSeq and is a predicted model, not a curated record. NCBI's taxonomy places the organism in Eukaryota, Fungi, Mucoromycota, Mucoromycetes, Mucorales, Mucoraceae. Gene Ontology annotation, biological process: mismatch repair. The transcript is spliced from 7 exons. Gene Ontology annotation, cellular component: MutLalpha complex.